UAAACGAAUAUAACAAUCAUAUAUAGAUUUGUGAAGACAGUAUAUAAAUAGAACAGCUCUUGAUCAAUCCCGCUCGAUCUCACUCGGACGAGCUCCAAAAAAUUCAAAAAGAAAAGAUGCCAGAAGCAGAAUCAAGCGCUAAUUUUCGAAAUGCGAAUCAUACAGUUGAUCCCGUCGAUCAUCUUCCACUCUCUCUUCUCCGAUCCGAGUACAUCCCGGCCGCACCGACCCGAUCCUUAUCCACAAUCGACUGGUUACCGGAGUUUGCCGGUUACUCAUGGGUGGCGUACGGAGCAUCUUCUCUUCUGGUGAUCUCUCAUUUUCCUUCUCCCCUCUCCCAAGAUGAAACCCUAAUUGGUCCCAUUUUUCGCCAAUUUUUCGAGCUCUCCGAUGAUACAACGCCCGUCAGUGCCGUUUCUUGGUCUCCCGUAGCUCCUUCAAUUGGCGGCCUUGCUGCUGCCUCGGGGAAUUGCAUCUAUGUCUUUACUCAUGAUUCGGGGACCUCCAAAGGUUCUUUUUGUUGGAGCCAGAAUGCAGUACUCAUACAACGUACAAAGGUGGAGGCAAUUCAAUGGACGGGGUCUGGGGAUGGGAUCAUUGCUGGUGGAAUUGAGAUCGUUUUAUGGAAAAAGCAAAACACAUCCUGGGAAAUAGCUUGGAAGUUUAAAGAGAAUCAGCCUCAAAAUCUUGUUUCUGCAACUUGGUCUAUUGAGGGACCUUCUGCAACUGCAGCUUAUAUGUAUAAACCAGACCUUGGAGGAUCUAAUGAGGCAGGCAAGUGUGUUUUAGUUUGUUACAGUGAUGGAAAAUCUGAAUAUGCCAAAGUCAGGCUACGUCAUCCUCAGCCCAUUGCAAUGAUUCAAUGGAGGCCAUCAACGAGAAGGCAAUUCCAGGGAGAUGCAAAACAUUCAUCUAGGCAUGUGCUGCUAACAUGCUGCUUGGAUGGAACUCUAAGAUUAUGGAGUGAGAUGGAUAGCAGAAGGGUUAAAAAAGUUGGCAGGGACAUUAAUGAUCGUAAAACCAUGGGACGAUCUUUUUGUGUUGUUGCUGUGAUUGAAGUAAAUCAGGCCUUGAAUGGAGAUCUUGGAAUGGAUGUGUUUUUUACAUGGGCAACGGAAAACACAAGCAUGUUUAAAACCAGUCAAGGGGACAACCAAUUUAUUUCUGCUGGAGGAUUUGAGCGUGGAAGGGCUGGCAAAUGUGAGUGGUUAAUUGGGUUUGGUCCUGGAAUGCUGGUUACUUUCUGGGCUAUCCAUUGUCUUGAUGACAUCAAUCCCUUAAGGUUCCCACGAGUUACAUUAUGGAAGAAACAAAGCCUGGAAUCUGGAAAUCUAAAUAGAAGUGGUUUUCCAAAUUUUAAGGAGCAACUAAUUCUUAAUAAAGUUGUUAUUUUAAGAAACUGCGUUUCUGGUCCUCCAACUGUUUGCUCUUUGAUUCAUCUAUCACCUUGUAACUCCUUGGUUUGGUCCUUUUUGCAUACCCAAACAUCAAAAAACAUAGAGGAUAUAUCUCCUAAUGAAUCCCAAACAGGAAACUUCUUGUCAUUUUCAGCAAGUAGGGUUUUAAAUAUAGAUGGUCACACGGGAAAAAUCUUACAAGUUGCUGUGCAUCCUUGUGUCUCCGAAGUUGAACUUGCUGUUUCUCUUGAUUCUAAUGGGUUGCUGUUAUUCUGGUCUCUUUCUACCAUUUCAAACAGCAUCUCUGCCUUCCCAACGUUGAUUCCUACAUGGAAACUUUGUGGAAAACUUGGAACUCAAGGUUUGUGUUCGAAAUAUACGGCCUUGAGCUGGGCUCCUUCAAUGCUGCAUGAAGAAAGGGUUCUUCUUAUGGGUCAUGUUGCAGGAAUAGAUUGCUUUAUAGUAAAGGUUUCUCAAACUGAAGAGAACGGAAUAUCAUGUAAUUACAUAUGCACUAUACCUCUUAGUGGUCAUAGGACUUAUGAGGAAGGUCCUGCAAAUAUAUUUUCUAUACCUUUGCCUUCUUGUAACAGUAAAACGGUAAAGUAUAAUAAAUUUUUGCUUUUGGGGGUGUGGAUGAAUGGGUUUGAGGCCCUAUCAUGGGAAAUCACCUUACACCCUGUUGAUUUACUGGAAAGAUGCUGUGAAUGUAAUGUUGACGAUAAUGCUGUUAAAUGCAUUAUGUGGAAGUUUGGAAUUACUACUUCUGAAAAAAGAUAUUGCAUUGCUGUCUAUCCCCGAUCAUCCCAAUUUCCUGAGGCUCACACAAAUAAUCAAAUUACAAGUUUUGCUGUGGUCUGUCCAAGUAGUCUGAUACAUGUGGAUCAAAAGUUAGCUGAUGAUGAUGAUCUGUGCAGCAAAAUUCCUGCAUAUACUAUGGCAACAGGCUCCUCUGAUGGUAUUUUGAAACUGUGGAGAAGUAACCUUGGUAGCCCAUCAACCCCUGACAUGCAAUGGGAGCUUGUAGGUAUGUUUGUCGCUCAUCAAGGUCCUGUUUCUACUAUGUGCUUGACUAAUUGUGGUCUGAAGAUUGCUACCGUUUCUUCUAAAAGUGAUUCAAAUGCUGGGAGCACACUUUCUGUAUGGGAGUCUGUAUACCUUACAGGGUUUGGUAGUUUCAUAUUGGAAGAUACAUUAUCCUUUGACAGAAGUGUUGUUGCUGUAAAUUGGUUAACUUUUGAAAAUGGUCAAUUCUUACUUGGCGUGUGCAUGGAAAAUGAGCUGUGGAUAUAUGCACAGAGGCGUUGUGGUGGUCAGACUUUGCUGAACUCUAAAAAGUCUUUUAAAAUGCAAAUUUGGUUGUGCAUUGCAUUUGCUCAUACUUCUCCUGCUAUUCAUGGCCUCUUUUCUGGUCGCAGGGCCACAGCUAUUGUUGUGCACAAUAGCUACUUUAGUCUAUUUAGUAGGUGGUUGUUUCUCAUUGAUAAAAAACAUCAGGCCAAAUGCCAUUCAAAUUUUGCUGUGGACAAUUCUUCCUGUCUUGACUAUGGAACAGAUACAAACACUGUUUGUGCUAUGUCCACUGGUUGUGAUAUUGGUGGUGGUUUCAAAGUAUCAUCAGUUGAAGAUCUUAGAGGAGAAUGCAAGUCUGCUCUUUCUGUGAUGACUAAUGUGAAAAGUGAUCUAUCCAGAGUUUUGUUUGUAUCAAGUGAUCAACUGCAAUUUGGUUCAGGAAUCAUGCUUGGUUUCUGGAGCAUGCUGGAAAUUGCUGAGAAGUUAAGGGGAUCUUUGCCUGCUUAUCAUCCUGAGGCACUCCUCAUAAAUAUAUAUUCAGGCAAUUGGAAACGUGCAUAUGUGUCUUUGAGGCAUCUUGUUGAAUACCUUACUUCAAAUAAUGUCUCAGAGACGAUAUAUCCCUCCACAAAGUCUGGCCAUAUUGUCCCACAGAUCCUUUUGUCAAAUUAUUUUGAAGGGUUUCUCUCCAAAGGUUCAGCCAAUAGUGAAUUUAAAUGGAAUGGGGUUGAUACAUCAAUGACAUCUUCUUCACAGUUUAAUGGAGGCAUUACCCAGUUUGCUUACAAUUUUGCGUCCGUUGAUGCUUCCACUUAUAUGGUUAAUUCAUCAUCUCCAAAAUCUGAACUUGGUGGCUUUGUUGAGUCUCUUGAGAAUUUAAAUGGGCUACCAGCUAUAACCACCAUAGAGAAGAUGGAAAUUCUUGCGGUUAUUGAUCUACUCAAAGAAGUUAGUAAUAUGCAAUCUGCUUCAGCCUAUGAAAAUCUUGAUGAAUUUGGCCGAAGGUUUUGGGUGGCAUUAAGGUUUCAGCAACUACACUUUUCUCGAAGGUUUGGUAGAUCGGCAUCUGUGGAAGAGUUGGUUGUUGACUCUAGGCUUAUAGGAUGGGCUUUCCACUCUGAUUGUCAGGAAGCUUUGUUUGGUUCUGUUCUAUCUAAUGAACCAUCUUGGCCAGAAAUGCGGGCACUGGGUGUUGGAUUUUGGUUCACUAACAUGACACAAUUGCGUAUAAGGAUGGAGAAACUGGCAAGAUCACAGUAUCUGAAGAGCAAAAAUCCUAAAGAUUGUGCACUUUUGUAUAUAGCUUUGAAUCGACUUCAAGUUUUGGCUGGCCUGUUUAAACUUAGUAAAGAUGAGAAGGACAAACCCCUGGUGGCAUUUCUUUCGCGCAAUUUUCAGGAGGAGAAAAAUAAGGCAGCUGCUUUGAAAAAUGCUUAUGUCUUACUCGGUAGGCAUCAACUAGAGCUGGCUAUUGCUUUUUUUCUGCUUGGGGGUGACGCAGCCUCUGCGAUUAAUGUGUGUGCAAAAAAUCUUGGGGAUGAACAGCUGGCGCUAGUAAUUUGCCGGCUCCUAGAGGCGCGUGGUGGACCAUUGGAGCGUCAUCUUAUCGCAAAGUUUAUACUUCCAUCUGCCAUUGAGAGGAAAGACUACUGGCUUGCAAGCCUUCUGGAGUGGGAAUUAGGGAAUUACUCUGAGUCAUUUCUGACCUUGACCGGUUUCCGAGAAACUACUGUUACCAACAAGUUUGCUGUAUUGUCCAAUAAUGCUGCUUUUGUGGAUCCCAGUAUUGGUUUGUAUUGCCUCACCCUAGCAAACCAAAAUCAUAUGAAAAAUGCUAUCGGGGAAAAAAAUGCUGCUAUCCUUGGUAGAUGGGCAACUUUGAUGAGAGCUACUGCUUUAAACAGAUGUGGGCUUCCUCUUGAAGCUUUGGAGUGCCUUUCAUCUUCUCCCAGCACUAUUGCGGUUACAGAUCAAGGGAGUAUACCAGAUGUUGAACAUUCUCAAAUUAUUCCUGCAAUUCUAAAGCCUUCUGCGUGCGAUGCUUCUAACUGGCUGUCAGGUGAUGUGGCUUUGCAUCUUGAGUCGCAUGGUAAAUUGGAUUUAGCUCUUCAAUAUUUCUCAAAAUUGAUGUGGGAGCAUCCUAGUUGGCCUAAUCUAGGAUCUGAUAGAGCCAGUACAUGCUCUAUGGAUCUUGAAACUCAUCAACACGAGAAAAUACUAGAAAAUUUUCAAUGCAAGUUAUACACUGGACUUGCAUAUCUUAAGCAGAGAUUUGCAUUGGAAUCUUCCUGUCUAAUCAGCAUGAUUUUAGUCUUGUUGUGCAACAACGGGUUAUUAUUUAUUGGAUAUGACAUAUUACGUGGAUAUACUUGUCAAGGACUCUCACAAGAUGAGAGCAAUGUAAAAGAGAGCUUCCUCUUAUAUUAUCUUCAGCAUAAGCCACUUUUGAAAGCUACUGAAGAUUUCUCCUUUUUUAUUUCACGGUUUAUUGCUGCCUCAAGCAUUACUUGCUCCAAUUUGAAACCACUUCAUAUUGAAAAUGGCCUGUGUAGAGAAGUUGGAUCAGCAUGUUUAAAUGCUUGGAAGCAUUACUUUGAAUGUGUUAUAUUGUCAUUGUGGAGUUUAAGGGCUGCUAUGAGGAAUUUUUCUGGCUACUUAACUGAAGAACUCAUUAUGGAACCCCUUGUUCUUCUUGAUUUAUACGAGUAUUAUGUGCAUUUUGCCUCUGCUUGGUGUCAGAGAAAUUCAAAAAGUAUUCUUCUGCUCGUGCAACCUCUCUUGAUUACCUAUACCAAUGGGCAUACUCCCUACGAAGUUAAUAUGGUGAAUCUGAAGAAAAUUUUCCACCAAACUGCAGAGUUGGUAGCCUGUACAUCAAUUGAUAAUGUGGAAGGGAUGCUUCAGGUUCCUAAAAUUAUUGAUGAUAAAAAAUGCGAUCUUAUGCAUUCAAUUCCAGAAGAUGAAAGAUGGCAUAUCAUGGCGGCUUGCUUGUGGCAACACAUGUCCAGAUUCACUAAACAUAAGCUUAAUUCUAUAUCCGUGAAACUUGAUGACAAUCAUUCUACUGGUGUAAUGGAACACAUCAGGCUGCUCUCCUUGAUAUUGAGCAAAUCAUUGAAGUCCACAUUGUUACAUGUUUCUUCUUAUCAUGUAAAACAGCUUGCAAUAUUCCUGCAGCAGAAAGUAGAGAUUGGACAUGACGUUCCAACUUGUCGAUGGUUAGAUGAGUCUAAACUGUCUCAACCUGGAGUCCUCUAUCCACAUCUACGUGAGGGUGCUGCAAGUAUGUACAUGAUGAAUAACAAGGAUGAAGCUGUAUCUGAAUUACUCUGGGAUGCUUGUGCUGAUGCAAAUAUGAUAUUUGAAGGUUUUGUGCAAGAAAAAAUAAAUUGGCAACAUCAUAUCCAUAGUAAACGUUCUAAAGGAUGGACUCACAUAAAUGAAGGUGUCAUGAUGGAUCACGAAAAUGAGGCAGCUCACAACCAUGGAGGCAAUUCUAGCAGUACUUCUGCUGGUGGUGAAGUUGGACUGCCUGGUAAGGGCCUUUUUCGAAAUGGCCAUGCUUUACUGAGCUCCUGGCAGAAAGAUACAAGCAUUGUAAAUGAGGUUACACCUUUCCAAUCCCCUCAAGAAAUAUACAGGAGAAAUGGGGAGCUUUUUGAGACAAUGUGCAUCAACUCUGUUGAUCAAAGGCAGGUAGUAGUUGCUAGCAAUCGAAAGGGAAUAGUUUUCUUUGAUUGGGAAGAUGGGCUGCCUUUCAGAGGUCAAGCUGAAUAUAUUUGGUCAGAUGCUGAUUGGCCACAUAAUGGUUGGGCUGGUUCAGAAUCAACCCCCAUGGCAACAUUUGUUUCUCCUGGCAUUGGUCUUGGGAGCAAGAAAGGGGCACGCCUUGGGUUAGGUGGUGCUACCUUUGGCUUGGAUUUGUCAGCAAGACCAGCGAGAGAUUUGACUGGUGGUGGAGCAUUUGGGAUUCCAGGUUAUGCUGGUAUUGGAGCAUCUGGCUUAGGUUGGGAGAUUCAAGAUGAUUUUGAGGAGUGUGUUGAUCCACCAGCUACAUUGGAAAAUAUAAGUACAAGGGCUUUCUCAAGUCACCCCUCCAGGCCUUUUUUCUUGGUUGGUUCUAGCAAUACACACAUUUACUUAUGGGAGUUUGGUAAGGAUAAAGCAACUGCUACUUAUGGCGUGCUUCCUGCUGCAAAUGUUCCUCCCCCAUAUGCUCUUGCAUCAAUUUCCGCUUUGCAAUUUGAUCACUUUGGGCACAGAUUUGCUAGUGCUGCACUGGAUGGAACUGUAUGCACAUGGCAGCUCGAGGUGGGAGGAAGGAGCAAUGUCCGUCCGACAGAAUCAUCACUCUGCUUUAAUAGCCAUGCAGUGGAUGUCACUUACAUUACUUCAAGUGGGUCUGUUAUUGCUGCAGCUGGACAUAGCUCUAGUGGUAUUAAUGUGGUUAUAUGGGACACAUUGGCUCCACCUACAAGCUCCAGGGCUUCCAUCAUUUGUCAUGAAGGUGGUGCGCGCUCCAUUUCUGUGUUUGAUAACAACAUUGGAAGUGGAUCUGUUUCUCCCCUUAUUGUGACUGGUGGUAAAGGUGGUGAUGUUGGAAUUCAUGACUUCCGGUACAUAGCAACUGGAAGAGCUAAAAGGCACAGGCACUUGGAUACUGGUGAACUAAGUAUAAACUCUUCUGCAAAUACUGAUACGCGAACAGGCUUUGGGAAUAAUCCUGGAGACCAGAAUGGGAUGCUUUGGUAUAUACCAAAGGCUCACUUAGGUAGAGUCUAUACUAAAAGCUAG
Pistacia vera is the source of this 7484-nucleotide messenger RNA. RefSeq lists its product as uncharacterized. Gene Ontology annotation, biological process: vacuolar acidification. NCBI's taxonomy places the organism in Eukaryota, Viridiplantae, Streptophyta, Magnoliopsida, Sapindales, Anacardiaceae. Gene Ontology annotation, molecular function: protein binding. The coding region runs from base 117 to 7484 and encodes 2455 amino acids. Gene Ontology annotation, cellular component: RAVE complex. The transcript is spliced from 15 exons. The record is from RefSeq and is a predicted model, not a curated record.